AUGUUCGAGACCGAUGAUUUGCACGGGACCAAGAAUGGGGCGGCUUCAAUGGCAGGUAUCCGCGACAAAAUAAUCGGGUUUCAAAGUCGCAAUGUAGUCUUGGCAAUCACUCCCUCAUGGUCCAAAUUACAACGUCAAUCAAAUGAGUUUUUUAAUUGUCAAAACGCUCAGUGGUUGAGAUACGGUCUUGAUUUCAAUACAACGACUUAUUUCAUUCAUAUUGCGAAUGGAAAUGCCUCCACAACUGCGGCCAAACGCUUCAUGGGAGAGCGAUGCGGAGUAUGGAGCAGAGAACAGAUAAAUCUCCGCAUUGACGAAUUCGCACCUUUGAAGUUGCCAAUGUGGCUCUCAAGGUUGUUCAAGCUGUGA
Botrytis sinoallii is the source of this 369-nucleotide messenger RNA. RefSeq lists its product as uncharacterized. The record is from RefSeq and is a predicted model, not a curated record. Bases 1 to 369 code for a protein of 122 amino acids. Lineage: Eukaryota; Fungi; Ascomycota; Leotiomycetes; Helotiales; Sclerotiniaceae. The transcript is spliced from 2 exons.